Molecule: messenger RNA, 1788 nt
Organism: Epinephelus fuscoguttatus (brown-marbled grouper)
Lineage: Eukaryota; Metazoa; Chordata; Actinopteri; Perciformes; Serranidae
Gene: pofut2
Product: protein O-fucosyltransferase 2
Exons: 9
Coding region: 12-1349 (445 amino acids)
Biological process (GO): protein O-linked glycosylation via fucose
Molecular function (GO): peptide-O-fucosyltransferase activity
Source: RefSeq, a predicted model, not a curated record
UCUGAGGAAAUAUGGCGCAGGGAGCACUGCAUAUACCAGGGAUAUUCAUUGCUUCAGUAUAUUCGUUUGUAGCAUUUUGUCUGUCUGUUUUCGUCACCUUUGCAGCAUUUGACUCAGCAAACGCUGACAAUGUAUUCAGUGCGAGCCACACGGCUACUGCACCCGUUGCUGUCGCUCGGGAUCUGCGGUACCUUUUGUAUGACGUGAACCCUCCAGAGGGGUUCAAUCUGCGGAGAGAUGUCUACAUCCGCAUGGCCUCCCUGGUGAAGACUUUGAGGAAGGAGGGGGAUGACUGGGUGUUGGUGUUGCCCCCAUGGGGUCGCCUCUACCACUGGCAGAGCUCCAACAUCCACCAGAUUCGCAUCCCGUGGGGAGAGUUCUUCAGCCUCACUAGCUUGCAGGCCAAUGUACCUGUCAUUGAGUAUGAGGAAUUCAUUGCUGAGAAUGGAGGUCCAUUCAUAGACCAGGUUCUGGUGCUGCAAAACUACGCUGAGGGAUGGACUGAUGGGAAAUGGGAGGAAAAAGUUGAUGAGCGGCCGUGUAUUGACAAGUUGAUGUACUCCAAAGAUAAACAGGGCUACUACAGGGGCUGGUUCUGGGGCUAUGAGGAGACGAGAGCUCGAAAUGUAACUUGCAUAUCAGCCCAAGGCCACGCGUCCAUCAUGGCCCCUGUUCUACAGAAAAACAUCACAGUGACAUCCGUUAUGCUUGACCGAGCAGAGACACUCCUCCAUGAUCACUAUGCUGGGAAGGAUUACUGGGAUACCCGCCGCAGCAUGGUUUUUGCCAAACACCUGAGACUCAUCGGAGAUGACUUCAGAGCAAAGAACCUAAACUCUACAGAUGACAGAGACCAUACCAUUUACAGUGAGGACUGGACACGCAUGAAAGCCAAGCUGGGCUCAGCUAAAGGUGGUCCAUAUGUGGGAGUCCACCUGCGCAGGAAGGACUUUAUCUGGGGUCACCGUGAGGAUGUACCCAGCCUUAAGGGUGCAGUGAAGAAGAUCCGCAGCUUGAUGAAGAAGCACAAACUGGACAAUGUGUUUAUUGCCACUGAUGCAGAUGAGGAAGAAUUGAAGGAGCUGAAAAGGUUGCUGCCAGACAUGGUGCGGUAUGAGCCGUCAACAGAGGACCUGGAGCUGUUUAAAGAUGGAGGAGUGGCCAUCAUUGACCAGUGGAUAUGUGCCCAUGCAAGAGUCUUUAUAGGAACAUCAGUGUCCACCUUCUCUUUCCGGAUCCAUGAAGAAAGGGAGAUCCUGGGCUUUGACCCAAAAACUACUUACAACCGUUUCUGUGGGGACACUGAGAAAGAAUGUGAACAGCCCACACACUGGAAAAUAGUUUAUUGAUGUGACCUCUCACUUAUCUGAUACACACAAGUGCCAAAAGCAGUGUUAAAAGUGACAUUUAUUUGUAUGGAAUAUACAAGCUAUUUUAACUGUUUGAUGGUGUAUUUUUGACUUUUCAUGGUUUCAGAGUUGUGCAAUCAGGUCUGUAGUGACCACUGUGACUGAGCCUUAUGCUCAAGAGGCCACGACUGGGCUGCCAAACAUGUGUUACUGUAAUGUUCAACAAGUGAAUCUGCAAAUAUUUUUUAAGUUGUAUGUUGAAUGUGGAUCCCUAAUGUCAGCCUGGUAUUUUACAUCAUUUCUUAUAUUUAUGACCAGCACCACUGGUGAGAACAUGUGUCUUAUAAUGAGUGCAGCAGAAAGUGUUGUAUGGGAGUAUUCUCAGUUUAACAUUUUGUGAGAUUCAAAGAUGUUGAGCAUCUGAAGUUAUUCUAUUUUU